GUCAGAGACCGCAUUGGGUCGUCAGCAGCCACUGGGAAAGGAGCAGCUGCUCACGUGAUGCGGCCGUCGAGCGGACUGCGGAGAGGAAGCCUACGCUCUGUGAGUUGAAGCCGAUCGGGGCUGUGGGGUGUUUGUCGCAAUGGUCUGCAUUCCCUGCAUCGUCAUUCCAGUCCUGUUGUGGGUUUACAAGAAGUUCUUGGAGCCUGUCUUGUAUCCAUUCAUUUCUCCCUUUAUUUCCCGGCUGUGGUCUAAACAAGUGGUGAAAGAAGAAAUCUCCACACCAAAAACCCAAGUGUGUAAUGGAACAUUCAAGUCUGACCAACCGUUGAUGAAAGAAGACAGGAAUACCACGAACAAAGACACAGACAGCUUCAACGCACAAGGAUCAGACAAAAAGACUGAUUAAGCCUUUCAUCAAGCAAUAACCUCGCAAAAUGUCUGUUGGUGGUAGCAUUAUUUAAAAGAAAUAGUUUUAUUAACUAGCUUCCAGUUUAUGUAUAAAAAUUCCAAUGUUUUAUCAUUGUGUUGUAUUUCAUACUGUUCUAUUUAAUAGCUUCCUUUUAUACACUGCUGUAAUAAUUGUAAUCUCUGUGAAGCUGGAUAAAUCUUCCAUAAAUACAUCUUAAUCUCUGUUCUCCAUUAGAAAUGUUGUUGCAAUGAUGUUACAGUACUUAGCCUUGGUCGAGAGCUGACUCUGCAACUAUACUGUACUAGUAAAGAAACAACUCCUGAUUAAAUUCGAGAAAAGGCAUUCCUUAUAGCAAUUGUGGAUCAAACCAGUAAAAAGGUGGUCAUUUCAUGUAACUGGCUGAGGUGCUGAUGAAUCUCAAUGUUCAAUGGCUUAUUUAAAUUAUUUUUAAUCUGAUAGUUUGUUCUUUCUCAUUUUGCCAAUUUCUGAGGUAGUGCAUAGUUGGAUGUUGUCAAAGAAAAAAUAUUGUAAACUAAAAGUUCUGAGUUUCGACAUAUCCUUCUGAACAGCCUUAGCUGGGGCUGGCAGGCUCCCAUCUGAGUUAUACAAGGAGAUUGAAAGGUUUGGCGGCAUUUAGAUUUUUUGUAAGACUCUAUCUGGUGCACGAGGUGGCACUUAAUCAAUAUGGUCAGAAGUUCCAGAUCUGUUAGCUAUCUGUAUUGUGCUGAACUUAGCUGGGAUAGAAACUCUAAAUUCAAAUAGUUAGGUUUUGGAGGAGAACUCUUACCUGCAGCCACUCAAAAUAAAUAUUGCAAUUGUUUCUGGAAGAAUUCAGACAGGUUCUAGUGUCCUUUCAUUUAGAAAUAA
This is a messenger RNA of Mobula hypostoma (lesser devil ray), 1276 nucleotides long. RefSeq names its product UPF0729 protein C18orf32 homolog (gene c21h18orf32). Bases 140 to 406 code for a protein of 88 amino acids. The record is from RefSeq and is a predicted model, not a curated record. The transcript has 3 exons. Lineage: Eukaryota; Metazoa; Chordata; Chondrichthyes; Myliobatiformes; Myliobatidae. Gene Ontology annotation, biological process: positive regulation of canonical NF-kappaB signal transduction.